This is a messenger RNA of Lingula anatina, 2193 nucleotides long. RefSeq lists its product as uncharacterized. The record is from RefSeq and is a predicted model, not a curated record. NCBI's taxonomy places the organism in Eukaryota, Metazoa, Brachiopoda, Lingulata, Lingulida, Lingulidae. Gene Ontology annotation, biological process: cell-matrix adhesion. Gene Ontology annotation, molecular function: calcium ion binding.
AUGUCUUUUGACAACACGUCUACAAACAGGGAAGACACAUCUACACUAGACACCAUUGUAUCAGAGACAGUUACAGCAUCGUCUAGUGACGAAAGUACGAUAAUAAUAUCUACGGGUGACACGUCUGUAGUAACAUCUGACAUAACAUCUACAGUAGACUCCAUUGAUACAGAGACAGCAGGUGCAUCAUCUAGUGAAAAAUCUACAGUGACAUCAUCGGCAGGUGACACGUCUAUAGUAACAACUGAAGAAUCAUCUAAAGUAGACUCCAGUGUUACGGAGACAGCAAGUGCAUCAUCAAGUGAAGAAGCUACAGUGACAUCAUCUGAGACAACAGCAGAAGACACAUCUAUAGUAGACGCCAGUGUUACAGAAACAGCUACUGCAUCAUCCAGUGAAGACUCAACAGUGACAUCAUCUGCAGGUGACACGUCUAUAGUAACAACUGAAGAAACAUCUACAGUAGACUCCAGUGUUACGGCGACAGCAACUGAAUCAUCUAGUGAAGUAGCUACACUGACAUCAUCAGCAACAACAGCACAAGACACAUCUACAGUAGACGCCAGUGUAACAGAGACAGCAACUGCAUCAUCCAGUGAAGACUCAACAUUGACAUCAUCAGCAGGUGACACGUCUAUAGUAACAACUGAAGAAACAUCUACAGUAGAACCCAGUGUUACGGAGACAGCUACUGCAUCAUCCAGUGACACGUCUAUAGUAACAACCGAAGAUACAUCCACAGUAGACUCCAGUGUUACGGAAACAACAACUGCAUCAUCUAGUGAAGAAGCUACAGUGAUAUCGUCUGCGACAUCAGUAGAAGACACAUCUACAGUAGACGCCAGUGUUACAGAGACAGCUACUACAUCAUCCAGUGAGGAAUCUACAGUCACAUCAUCUGCAGGUGACACAUCUGUAGGAACAACUGAAGAAACAUCUACAGUAGACUCCAUUGCUUCGGAGACUUCAAUUGCAUCAUCUAGUGAAGAAGCUACAGUGACAUUAUCUGUGACAACAGCCGAAAUCACAUCUACAGUACACGCCAGUGUUACAGAGACAGCUACAACAUCAUCCAGUGUGGAAGCUACAGUGACAUCAUCUGCAGGUGACACGUCUAUAGUAACAACCGAAGAAACAUCUACAGUAGACGCCAGUGUAACAGAGACGGCUACUGCAUCAUCCAGUGACGAAUCUACCGUGACAUCAUCUGCAGGUGACACGUCUAUAGUAACAACCGAAGAAACAUCCACUGUAGACUCCAGUGUUACGGAGACAGCAACAUCAUCAUCUAGUGAAGAAGCUACAGUGACAUCAUCUGCGACAACAGAAGAAGACACAUCUACAGUAGACUCCAGUGUUACGGAGACAACAACAGCAUCAUCUAGUGAAGAAGCUACAGUGACAUCGUCUGCGACAACAGUACAAGACAGAUCUACAACUGAUGAAACAUAUACAUUAGACUCUAGUAUUACAGAGACUAUUACUGUAUCAUUCAGUGAGGAAUCAUCUACAGUAGGACCCAGCGGAACGGGCACAUCAUCCAUUGUGGAGCCUACAGUAACACUGACCUCGUCUUCAUCAAGUAGUACUGCGUUUGCCUCGUCUACUACCCCUAGCCCAACUACCCAGGUCCCCCCUUCAGACAGAAAAGGCAAACCUCAUUAUCCUGCGAGAGAAUUCCAGAACUUCAGCUCAGACACGUGUUACGACGCCCUUGAUGACAACACAUCACCACAAAUUAAAUUCAAAUAUGAGUUCUGCAUGGGUCAAAGGUCGUACUUUGAUGCCUACGUAUGCACGAAUGGUCUGGUGUCAUUUGGGUCACGAUUCUGUGCCUUCUCCCCCGUGGCGUUCCCGUUACAGGGUCAACCUUUCAGCAGUAUCCCCAUCGUUGCUCCUUUCUGGUCCGACCUGGAUGCAAGAAACAAAUCUCGCGGGGCAAGUGUCUGCUACGCGACAUAUGACUACUAUGCUGAUUACAACACCAGCAGCACUGCACGUACUGUCAUUGACCUUUGUAGAGAUCACGUGAGGACGUACCUGAACGAUACCGACUUUCAGCCGUCGAUGGUGUUUGUAGUCACGUGGCACAGAAUGAAUCCGUACAGCCCAAAUGGAAACGUGUAUCUUAAUUCAGAGGUAGUCUUGUUCAGUUUAUCGAGUCCAUGGUAUUUUGUCAACUUUUUCACCUAA